Messenger RNA from Eurytemora carolleeae, 2250 nucleotides. RefSeq lists its product as uncharacterized. Lineage: Eukaryota; Metazoa; Arthropoda; Copepoda; Calanoida; Temoridae. Gene Ontology annotation, biological process: regulation of transcription by RNA polymerase II. Gene Ontology annotation, molecular function: RNA polymerase II cis-regulatory region sequence-specific DNA binding; DNA-binding transcription factor activity. The coding region runs from base 25 to 2235 and encodes 736 amino acids. The transcript has 12 exons. The record is from RefSeq and is a predicted model, not a curated record.
CUAGAAACACAACAGUUAUCAUAAAUGUUUUGCACAAAUAUAAUUGAAAUAACUCUUAACUAUCGUUUUGAAAUAAAAGCUAAUCUUUCUUAUCUGAUCUGCAGAGAGGAAGUAAAAUUUUUGUUCUUCAUGUACUGCUCCUCAUCCCGUUUUAAGUGUUUAUAUUGCAGAUCCAAGAUGGAUCUUGAGAUAUGUUUUAUCUGUGGAGUAAAGUUGGGACGAGGGAACAGAUCCGAGGUUGGAUCCCAGGAGAAAAUGGAGAAGCUUGUUUCAGUGAGUAACACUGUGGAACACUCAAGUACUAUAAUCUCCGAUAUACUGUCCCGGAUUCUGAAUGAAACCGUGAUGAGAGAGGAGAGUGUUUGUAGAAUUUGUUUCAAUCUCCUCAACGAUAUAGAUUAUCAUCUCAAGGAAGCUCAAGAGAAAACUGAUGAGAUCACUGCAAAGUUCCUGGACAAGGAAAAAGAUCCUCUACACUAUAAUCCCAGUAGCCUAGUGGAUCCUAGGAACCAGGAUACUAACAACCCAGUCACUAAGAAGAGAAGGAUGUUUGGUAAACUCGUUACAACCUCCGGUGGGAGACCAGAUGCUGCUAUUAAGGGUACACAAGAGGAUCUCGGAGAUCCAAAGAAUCUAGAAUAUAUUAGCAUAGGAACAGAUCCAAAUAUCCCAGUGACUGGUAAACUUAUUAACUACGCCCGAUACAAUCAAAGGUCGGAGAAAAAGCUUGAAACCAAGAAUAUUCAGAUAGUUGGGAUUCAGAACCCACGCAGAUCAAACCUAGCUCAGAGUCCUGCACCGGACUCCGAGGUUGGAGCUAGCAGCGCGGACGAAAUGACCGUAAAUGAACUAGCGGAGAAGAAGAGAAGAUUAAUCUCAAGAGUUCUCGCUCCUAAUAAACGGUCCAGGUAUGAGGUACGGGAUGACCCCGAUGACAUUGAUUUUGAUGCUGAUGGGGCUCCGAUCUAUGAGGAAGAACUAACGAUUGAUACAGAGAAGGAACGUUAUGAGAACGAUGACGACCGGGAGGCGGAACGGGUUAAGAGAAAGAAGGAAAAGAAGAAAAAGAAGAAGGAGAAGGAGAGGGAGAGAAAACUCCGGUCUCUUCAGCAGGAGAGAGAGAAAAGAGAGAGGGAAGAGGUUCGGAGACAGGAUAUAGUUCUCCGUCUUACAGAUGAUGAAUCUGAGGUGGAGGAAACUAAAGAAAAUACUUCACCCAAGAAAACCAAAGAUAUCCGAACAGUAGAUUUGGCCCAGCUGGGUGAUCUUUUCUCAUCUAAAUCUCCAGAAAAGGAGAUAAUUGUUAACCAACAGAUUGUAGCAAAGAAGACUGUUCCUACUCCUGGAGCAAGAAAACAAAUGGAUUUCUCAGAGCAAACCUUCUACAUAGUUCCUCAGAUAUACAAUAGUGGUGAGGAACCUUGUAUCGGGGAGAUAAUUGCUCAAUCUGAACCAAUCACAAACAAUAUUAUUGUAAAGGAGAAUGCUUCGCUUAAUCUUCAGGAUAUAUCUGAUGAAAGUGAUGCUGAGUACACGACACAGACCCAGUACACCCAGAUAAAGACCUCGAAUACCUCGAUGGACUCCAUGGUUGUUGUAAACUCCCCUCAGAUCUACAGACAGCAGGGAGUAUCCAGGGUUCCUACACACCAGGAUCUAAACCAGUCUGUAGGAUCUAAAACUGGAGCUGUUGCUUCUAUAUCUUGUCCUCAUUGUGACAAGAAGUUCAUGCGAGGAUAUAAUAUGAGAGUUCACAUAGAUAGAGUUCAUAAUAAGAGUAAACCGUGGCAGUGUCAGUUCUGUGAGAAAUCAUUCGCAACCACCUCAGAUCUCAAGCAGCAUAUGUCCUCUCAUGGGAUGGGCAAAAUUCAUAAGUGUGCUGACUGUGGACGUCAGUUUAACAACAGGGACUCAGCAAUACUUCACAGAAAGCAGCAUAACAACGAGAGAACUCAUGUUUGCGUAGAAUGCGGGAAGGGUUUCUUUAAAUCUUCAUGCUUAACGAGACAUAUGAGAUGUCAUACAGGGGAGAAACCAUUCAGCUGUCAGUUCUGCGAUAGAAAGUUCUCCCAGGUAAAUAUAACAAAAUACACAAAAAUCAAAUCAAAUCAGGAGUUAAAGGGAAAGCUUGGCUCCAUUCUUCAGCCUGGAGUUUCAAGUCUCGAUUGUGAAAUGGGUUUUCAGCCUGGAUCUGAAUUUAUUUCGACAUUUGUUAUAAAUCAUGUUAAUGAUUAAUUUUUAAUGUUAAGC